GACUGUUCGUGUUUAGAUUCGCUGUUCUGUCGUUCUUGCUGGCCAGUGUUGUUGUUGGUUGCGCGUACUGCGUCGCUCAUGUGUGUUUGACUCCUCUUGAAACUACUAAAAUAAGGCGUUUGGGCUCUGUUAACUAAGAAAGAUACCAUGUCGUCCGCGCUGAGCCGCGGGAUCUGCUCGCCGCUGCGUCAAGCGGCGCGUCGCUCUAUUUCCACGUCCAUUGUACACAACGAGACCAUACUCGUCAAGAACAAUGAGGAGUUUGUCAACAAGGUGAUGAACAACGACAAACCAGUCAUAGUGAAUUUCCACGCGGAAUGGUGUGAGCCGUGCAAAAUCCUCACCCCGAAGCUUCGAGAGUUGAUCGAGCCACUAGGCAACCUGGACUUGGCUGUGGUUGACGUUGAAGAUAACGCUGAGCUGGUGCACACAUUUGAGGUAAAAGCAGUCCCAGCAGUGAUAGCGAUCAAAAACGGCCUGAUAGUGGACAAAUUCAUCGGCCUUGUGGAAGCCGACAUGAUCACCAAUCUCAUCGAGCGGAUGUCCGGCAAAAAGAAAGAUGGCGCGUAAAUACCCGCUCAGUUAAGUACAUAUGGAGUGUGGGAGG
Cydia amplana is the source of this 607-nucleotide messenger RNA. RefSeq names its product thioredoxin, mitochondrial. The transcript is spliced from 4 exons. NCBI's taxonomy places the organism in Eukaryota, Metazoa, Arthropoda, Insecta, Lepidoptera, Tortricidae. Gene Ontology annotation, biological process: cell redox homeostasis. The record is from RefSeq and is a predicted model, not a curated record. Gene Ontology annotation, cellular component: mitochondrion. The coding region runs from base 148 to 570 and encodes 140 amino acids.